AUGGCAACUGCCACGCAAAUCACAAAGAAGAAGAAGGCCGUACUUGAUGGAGUCUUCAAGGCUGAGCUUAACAACUUCCUCAUGAAGGAGCUCGCUGAAGAUGGUUACUCCGGAGUCGAAGUCCGCCGUACCCCAGCUCGCGCUGAAGUCAUCAUCAUGGCUACUCGCACCCAAUCCGUUCUCGGAGAGCGUGGACGCCGUAUUAAGGAGCUUACCUCCGUUGUCCAAAAGCGUUUCGGAUUCGAGGAAGGAAGCGUCGAGCUUUACGCCGAAAAGGUUUCCAACCGCGGUCUCUGCGCUGUUGCUCAAUGCGAAUCUCUCCGUUACAAACUUGUCGGAGGUCUUGCCGUCCGUCGUGCUUGCUACGGAGUUCUUCGUUUCAUUAUGGAGUCCGAAGCUCAAGGUUGCGAAGUUAUCGUCUCCGGAAAGCUCCGUGGUCAACGUGCUAAGGCUAUGAAAUUCGUUGAUGGACUUAUGAUUCACUCUGGUAACCCAGUCAACGACUACAUCCAACAAGCCGUCAGACACGUUCAACUCCGUCAAGGAGUUAUCGGUAUCAAGGUUAAGAUCAUGCUUCCCCACGAUCCUCGCGGACAAAUGGGACCUAAGCUUGCUCUUCCUGAUCACGUCCAGAUUCUUGAGCCACUCCCAGAAGUUAACCCAUCUGAGCCAAGAUCCGAGCAUAUGCAAGAGAAGAAGGACAUCGUUACCGUAUUACCACCUCAACAAGUUCAAAUCUAA
This is a messenger RNA of Auanema sp. JU1783, 741 nucleotides long. The record is from the annotation of a GenBank genome assembly. Lineage: Eukaryota; Metazoa; Nematoda; Chromadorea; Rhabditida; Rhabditidae.